CGCAGCUGCAAUUUCACGUGGUCCCCUGUUAGCUUGGUCAACAGCCUCCAAACGCAUUCGAGCCGAAAGCUGCGUGCUUUGCUUGAUCGAUUCUCCACCACAUCAACGACACCUCUAACAAGCUACCGCGCACACUUUUGAACCAUGUCGUACGACCGUCGACCUCCUUACCCGCCUGCCAGAGGCGGCAGAGGCGAUCCGUACGACAGACCGCCCGCUCCCAGAACGGUACUCUUCGUUGCCAAUUUCCCACCAGACAUGCCGGCAAGAGAGUUGGCGUACGAGUUUGAGAGGAUAGGUCCACUGGUGCGAUGCGACAUUCCUGCACCAAAGGGAUCAGGAGCCAGAACCGCAUUCGCCUUUGUGGAGUACCAAGAUGCUAGAGACGCCUACGCUGCGCACGAGGAGCUCCAUGGCAUUCAAUUUGGACGCUACGCUUUGUCGAUCCAAUUUGCUAAGAAUGCACCCUCGGCGCAAUGGCGUUUCGACGAGCCUGGGGCACCGCCGCGGCCUGGACCUUCGCGUCGUGGACCACCACCCCCCGAAAACCCGUACGACAGUCGUCGAGACUUUCCGGACCGCCGUAGAGACGACAGACCACCGCGAAGGGAGGAGCCCUACGCUCGAGGCUACAAGGAUGAAGAGCAUCCUCGUCGCAGGGACUACGCUAACGGGUCUGACAGACCACCUCGGCUUGAUCGCGAGGCGGACAGAAAUGGCCGCGAUCCUAGGGGAAGAUACGAAGAGGAGGACCGUCGACGCGAGAGAAGCCCGGCAAGGGAGGACAGGCGACGAAACACUCGCAGCCCUGCUCGCGAGCGCCGUGAGGAAUAUCCCGAGCCAUCAGUGAGUUCUUUGCGAGUGCUUACAGGUCUUCAAGACUAGGCUGAGGGACGAAAUGCCCUCCAUCUUGGACAGACGUCUUCCCGGUCAGCGCCAAAGGAGGAUGAUGCUGCCCUAUACGAUGAUUGAUGAGGGUACGGCUCACAAGAAGAGUACCUAGUGCGUGGAUCAUCCAC
Molecule: messenger RNA, 1019 nt
Organism: Ceraceosorus guamensis
Lineage: Eukaryota; Fungi; Basidiomycota; Exobasidiomycetes; Ceraceosorales; Ceraceosoraceae
Product: RNA-binding domain-containing protein
Exons: 5
Coding region: 145-885 (246 amino acids)
Biological process (GO): mRNA splicing, via spliceosome
Cellular component (GO): nuclear speck
Molecular function (GO): RNA binding
Source: RefSeq, a predicted model, not a curated record